This is a messenger RNA of Spea bombifrons (plains spadefoot toad), 1072 nucleotides long. RefSeq names its product suppressor of IKBKE 1 (gene SIKE1). NCBI's taxonomy places the organism in Eukaryota, Metazoa, Chordata, Amphibia, Anura, Pelobatidae. The record is from RefSeq and is a predicted model, not a curated record. Bases 94 to 741 code for a protein of 215 amino acids. The transcript has 6 exons.
UGUGGGGAGGUUAUACAACAGUGUUUUUGCGUUAGGGUGCUGGGUGUCUGUGGCCAGCUAAUCAUAUAUGGGAGCUGAAGGGUGUACAUAAUCAUGGUACAUACCAAUCAUGUAGCCAUGACUUGCACCAUAGACAAGAUUCUUCAAGAUGCCAAAACGCUGUUGGAGAGGCUGAAAGACCACGACAAUGCUGCAGAGUCUCUAAUUGACCAAUCAAGCGCUCUUAAGAAACGCGUGGAAACCAUGAAGGAGGUUGGAGCGGCGCUGCCAGAGAAGUGUCAGGAAGACUUUGCAGAAUUAAAGGACACCACUAAGUACAAACCUCAUGUGCUCUUAUGUCAGGAAAACACACAAAUCAGGGACCUACAACAAGAAAACAAAGAGUUGUGGCUGUCUUUGGAAGAGCAUCAGUAUGCUUUGGAGCUUAUUAUGAGCAAGUACAGGAGGCAAAUGCUGCAAUUAAUAGCCAACAAGAAGCCUACGCCGACGGAGCCAGUUCUGGAAGCUCAUGAAAUCUAUUCUACUGAAAUAGAGGGUCAGAUUGACAGAAUCUGUGCGAUGGGGGAAGUAAUGAGAAAAGCCGUAGAGGUGGAUGAAGACCAAGCCUAUACGAUUCGAGAGAGACUUGCUCAAUUAGAGCUAGAAAACAAGGAGCUUCGGGAAAUACUUUCUGUGAGUAAGGAGUCUCUGCAUUCAUCAAAACAGGAGUCUGAGUGGAACGCAUCAGAGAAAACACAGUGAUCGUCUACCUUGCUGCGAAAGCCUAGGCCACUAUUAGAGUAUUCAAUUGAGUCUAAUUUAUGAUGUUUAGGGGCCAUAAUUUGACUUGUAAAAAAUGUUAGUUUGGGGCGAUAUCACUGCCCCAGAAGCACAGAUUGAUGGUUGUGCAUGGGCUUUGGAUAUGUGGAGCACAUCUGUUUUAUAGGUGUGGUGCCGCAAAACAUUGAAGAUAGAGUAUGUUUAAUAGAAACUAUUUAAUUUCUAAAGAGAUCUCAGUGGUAAAUUCUUUAUUUAAAUAUAGAUAGAUAUAUCUAAAUAAAAGGAACUAUGUGUUUUUAAGUGACCUGUACAA